CUGGCUGGCUGUUUGGAGAAGGUAACAUCAUGGCGUCGGGAGCAGGACAGUCGACCAGCGGACACGAUGCAGAAUUGGACGAAUUAUUGGACAGUGCGCUCGAUGACUUUGACAAGGCAUCCGCCCCUCCAGCACCUGAACCUGCAGCUGCUUCCUCUUCAGCCAGCAGCGGUGCAGAGAAGCCGCCCCUGCUUGAAGACUGCAAGCUCUUCGAGACUCUCUUUGAGGGGGACAUGGCUGCCCAGGCCAAGGAGGAGUGGGAGAAGGCCAUGACAGAGCUGGCACAGGAGGAGCCAGAGCUACUGCAGCACUUCCAAAAACUGUCAGAGGCUGCAGGCAAAGUUGGUACUGACACCGCCUCCCAGCAAGAAUUCACUUCUUGUCUUAAAGAAACUCUCCGUGGUUUGGCCAAAAAUGCAGACAACCUGCAGACCACAGGACUCGCUGGAGACGACCUUGUUAAGGCUCUGGAAGGCCUGGGGUUGGAGGAGGGAGGCGAAGGAAGUGGUGAGGAGGGAAACAUCCUGCCCAUCAUGCAGUCCAUCAUGCAGAAUCUUCUCUCUAAGGAGGUGCUAUAUCCAUCUCUCAAAGAGAUCACAACCAAGUACCCAGAGUGGCUGGAAGCCAACAAGCCAAGCCUUAGUUCAGAGGACUACCAGCGCUAUGAGCAGCAGGCCAAGAUCAUGGGAGAGAUCUGUAAGCUGUUUGAGAAGGAGGAGCAGGGGGCAGCAGACAAAGAAAGCACGUUCGAGAGCAUCAUGGACCUGAUGCAGAAGCUCCAGGAUCUUGGCCAACCUCCUAAAGAGUUAGCAGGUGAUGCGCCUCCCGGGUUUAACUUUGACAUGGAGUCCCUCAACCUCCCAGGAGGCCCCGGGGCCGGCGCAGCAGAGCAGUGCUCCAUCAUGUGACGAGGAGGCGGCAGCGUCCACCACAAGCACCGAAGGGUCCCUCUGAGUGUGUCAGCUGCAGGAAGGGAUGACAGAGUGUGAAAUAAAGGUCAGGCAGGAGUAUGACCGGACCGUCGAUACUGUUCUCCCUCAAAAAGAAAAAGAAGAAGGAAGGUGUGUGGAAACAUAAACAACAGGAGGAGGCAUGAAACACCAACAGGAACCACACACACAAACACUCUCUUCUCUGUAAAAUCACUGAACAUCUUUGCAUUAGUUCAUCAGCGGUUGACACAGCUCCUUCACAAUGUAGUUUUAACGCAAUUCCUAUAAGAAGAAAAUCCCACUGCCGUUGUUUUUACAUACUGUUUAGCCUCUUGGUGAAAUCUAUCAAGCCACUUCACGGGUAUGAGCAGUGCCUUUGCAAAAUAACUUUGAGUUCUGGUUUAAGGUCUCAUCAUAAGGUGAAAAUUCUGCUAUCAUUCAACUGAACACUUCAGAUCAUAGUUUAAAAAUAGUGUCAAUUUGCAAUUUCAUCCCAGGUUUAUACCAAGUAAGUGAUCAUUGUUUUGGUAUUUUACUAAACCUAACAACUGUACAGAACUGAACUUAACAAACGAACUAAUAAUGUGCAAGAAAACUGGAUAAAGUGAGUGUACAUUUGUUAAUUAUUUAAACAAUUAAAAAGAUUAAAGAGGAGCUAAAGCCUCGUGAAAAAUUCCCAGCACCUUUUUGUAACUCAGCCAGCCAAUUUAACGAGACCCAUUCCCUGCGUGUUAUUCCCCAUUCCUGAGUAUUGAUUUGAAGUGAUUGAGAUGAUGAUUCCCGGAUGCCUUUGCUGUGGUUACAGUGAUCAUUAUAGUGUAGAGUUACUGUGCAAAGUGCUUCCCCCGUGAUUCCCAGUGUUGUUAAUGUGCAGGACGAUGUUUUCUUUUGGUAUGGGGUCCCUGCGAGGAAAGAAAAACACCCAAGUGGUAUUUCAGAGUGUUUAUCUUCUGAUAGUAUGAGCAUAUGUCCAUUAAAAGUACAUCAUGUUCUUUCCACAAGCAGGCAGAAGAGUAAACAUCACAUGAGGAGAGAAACAUGCCAUUAAUUCAUGCAGAUACUCUGUUGGGGAAGACAUCAGCAGCCUGAUGUUAGCACUUUUUUGGCGAUGGUUGCUGGGUUUGUUUACCCCAGUGGACAAAUGGUUACCUCUAACUAUAGAGAAAGGCCUAGAAAUCACACGAGCGUCAGCCCAUCAAUAACUGUAUGAUAAAGGGGUACUGUGAAAGGACUCGGUCAGCCAUGCACUGAGCAGAGAUCAGAUUUACAUGAAACACAGCUGAGGGGAGGCUGCUGUGGAGGUUUAUGAAGACUCGUGGUUUUCAUCACGAGGUCGAGGUCCGAUCUAUUCAACUCUCAGGGCUGAUGAAAACGUGUCCACUGCACUGUUAGAAAAUACAACCUGUUAUUUGACACUAUUUUGUUUUGUAAAUAUAAGAAAUUAAAUGAUACAAUGCCAUG
Molecule: messenger RNA, 2393 nt
Organism: Stegastes partitus (bicolor damselfish)
Lineage: Eukaryota; Metazoa; Chordata; Actinopteri; Pomacentridae
Gene: pex19
Product: peroxisomal biogenesis factor 19
Exons: 8
Coding region: 30-908 (292 amino acids)
Biological process (GO): protein import into peroxisome membrane
Cellular component (GO): peroxisome; peroxisomal membrane
Source: RefSeq, a predicted model, not a curated record